AUGUCAGGGGAUGACUCCUGGGUCCCCAUGACCCUCCCCAAUGGUCCACAGCCUACUGGUGUAACCAGCCCUAUCCAGGGCACAACCUACUGUGGUGGCCACCAUAUCAGGAAAACUUCCGGGGAUACCCGGAAGUCACAUGAAGGGGUGGAAGCAGGUCCAGAUGCGGGUCCAGGUCCGGGCUUAGUCAGGGUGUGUGCCCUGACAGUCGAUACCCAGGCAGAAGGACCAUCCCUUAAACCUGGGGAUGACCCCAAAGAGGUGUUGACAGGAGGUGAUCCCAUCCCAGAUGCAUCAGGUCAGCAGGCGCCAGAUCCAGUGCUGCCUAUAGACAAGCCACCUGACACAAACACAAAUGAUGCGCCAGAACCAGGCACAUCGACCUUUGCCCCCUCCAGACCCUGGAGACCCUGGAGACUCAUCUGCAGGCCCAAUCCCAUAGUUGUUGAGGCUAUGAACAAAAAACCACCCCCUCCCAAUGGAGAGGGUAUCCAACCUGAUUCUCCGAUUGCAGCUAAUGCACUUGGGACUGCCACUCCCCCACCCCCACUCGAAAGGAUGGGGAUGGACAUCAAAAACAACCCUUGCCAUACAACAGCUUAUGCUGGUCACUGA
Molecule: messenger RNA, 615 nt
Organism: Cantharellus anzutake
Lineage: Eukaryota; Fungi; Basidiomycota; Agaricomycetes; Cantharellales; Hydnaceae
Exons: 4
Coding region: 1-615 (204 amino acids)
Source: RefSeq, a predicted model, not a curated record